Molecule: messenger RNA, 957 nt
Organism: Synchytrium microbalum
Lineage: Eukaryota; Fungi; Chytridiomycota; Chytridiomycetes; Synchytriales; Synchytriaceae
Gene: ADO1
Product: adenosine kinase
Exons: 4
Coding region: 1-957 (318 amino acids)
Biological process (GO): purine ribonucleoside salvage
Cellular component (GO): cytosol; nucleus
Molecular function (GO): adenosine kinase activity
Source: RefSeq, a predicted model, not a curated record
AUGAGCGACGAAUACAUCCUGUUGGGGAUGGAGAAUCCUUUGCUCGACAUCUCUGCUGUAGUAGACGAUAAGUUUUUAGCGAAAUAUGGACUUGGGGCCAAUGAUGCCAUUCUUGCCGAGCAAAAACAUAUGGGCAUCUAUGAAGACAUGACAAAAACCUUCAAAGUCGAGUACCUCGCUGGCGGGGCAGCUCAAAAUACUUUACGUGGUGCCCAAUACAUGAUGCCUGCCAAGUCUACGGUCUAUAUUGGAUGUGUCGGCAAGGACGACGCUGCCCAAAUCUUGCAACGCGAAGCUGCAAAGGACGGUCUUCUCACCGACUAUCUUGUCGACGAAGCAACUCCAACUGGAAGAUGUGCCGUCCUCAUCACCACAGCUCAUCGAUCUCUUGUCACCGACCUGGCUGCUGCAAACAAUUAUAAAAUUGCACAUUUAAAGCAGCCUCAAGUUUGGGCACGAGUGGAGAAAGCAAAAUAUUACUAUAUUGGUGGAUACUUCUUGACUGUCUCGCCAGACUCGGCAUUAGCUGUAGCCCAACAUGCCGCUGAGAAUGGAAAGACCUUCACAAUGAACUUGUCAGCUCCCUUCAUUCCAAAAUUCUUUGGUCAACAUAUUGAUGAGCUCAUGCCCUACGUUGAUGUACUCUUUGGAAAUGAAUCCGAAGCAGACGCUUACGCAGAUGCCAAGGCCAUUGGAACUCAUGAUGUAGCAGAAAUCGCCUUGCAUAUAGCUGCAUUGCCAAAAAAGACUGGCAAACCAAGACUAGUGGUGUUUACACAAGGUAUCCAUCCUACUGUCGUUGCAUUUGAAGGCAAGACAUGGACAUAUCCCAUCAUUAAAUUCGUACAAGGAAAAUCAAUCCCACAAAGUGUUGCGGGCGGGCUCUACCUCGCUUCGGUUGUGGUGCAAAUGUCUGGCCCAACCUACCCAAAAGAUGCGCCAGAUUUCAAAUUUUAA